Messenger RNA from Mycena indigotica, 948 nucleotides. RefSeq names its product UbiA prenyltransferase. The coding region runs from base 1 to 948 and encodes 315 amino acids. Lineage: Eukaryota; Fungi; Basidiomycota; Agaricomycetes; Agaricales; Mycenaceae. The transcript has 3 exons. The record is from RefSeq and is a predicted model, not a curated record. Gene Ontology annotation, cellular component: membrane. Gene Ontology annotation, molecular function: transferase activity, transferring alkyl or aryl (other than methyl) groups.
AUGUCUUCUAUCAAGGACGCGAAUACUAUAGCCUCACCUCUUGGUCUUGCAACGACGCCAGACUUCGAUAAUCUUCUUGGGCUUCCCUAUCUUGCCGAUGUCAUUGAUCACGAAAUUCGCGUCUUUUGGGCUUUCACGAAGCGCGAUUGGUCAGCGAGCGUCAUCCCUGGGAUGAUGUACACAAUCGCUGCCCUUCGCUCUCUCGACUCAAGUCCUUCACCCCACUUUAUAGCCCGUGCUCUUGGGCGCUCACUCAUAUACUUCAUCCUCUACAUCUACAACUUCGACAUCGCCAACCAAAUCAACGGCGUAGCUGAGGACCGUAUCAACAAACCCGACCGCCCUCUUGCGUCCGGGCUAGCCUCCAUGAAAGGCGCCUAUAUUCGCUGGUAUGCAACGACAGUCUUACAUCUUGUACUUGGUGCUAUGUGGGGCGUCCUCCCAUGGACUGCCCUGUGGGUUUUCAUCACCGUCUACACGAGUUUCUACGGAGGAGACAAGCAUUGGACAACCAAGAACCUGCUCUUCAUGUCCACCGGAAGUUUGUGCCUGUUACAGGCAGCUUGGGGUCUCGCGGCCCCCAUCUCUGGACAUCAGACGCGUUGGGGGGUAUUGCUGAGCAGCGUUUUCGGGCUCGUGGCGAGCAUACAAGACAUGCGUGACGUCGAAGGAGACAAGGUUGCUGGACGUCGUACUCUCCCCAUCGUUCUCGGAACUCACUUCCGCUGGAUAAUGACCCUCCUCGUCUGCAUCGCCCCUGUUAUCUGCUGGCAAGCUGGGUUUUUGCACUACUCGCAACGCUACUGUGGGGCAGUUUUGACGAUGGCUAUGUUCUAUAUGGCGCUCAGAGUGAUGACUGGCAAGUCGAGCCGGUACGAUCACAAAACUUACAUGAUCCUCACCUACAUUUACUGCGGUUGCGUUGCCGUACCGAUGCUUGUUCCAUAA